Messenger RNA from Megalobrama amblycephala (Wuchang bream), 739 nucleotides. RefSeq names its product E3 ubiquitin/ISG15 ligase TRIM25-like. Lineage: Eukaryota; Metazoa; Chordata; Actinopteri; Cypriniformes; Xenocyprididae. The transcript has a single exon. Gene Ontology annotation, molecular function: zinc ion binding. The coding region runs from base 143 to 739 and encodes 198 amino acids. The record is from RefSeq and is a predicted model, not a curated record.
CAGCAGGCCUGCGUUUCCACCAUUUUGGGGUGAGAGCGACUCUCGGUCCACUAGUUUCUAUGGCAUCAGCUGCUUUGUUAAAACAAAAAAGUACAUUAAAGCUGUCAAACCGUUUUAGACAUCUCUCCAUCUGUACAAUAAAAUGGCAGAAUCCAAUGUUCCUUUGUCUCAGGAUCAGUUCAGCUGUUCAAUCUGUCUGGAUAUACUGAAGGAUCCAGUGACCAUUCCCUGUGGACACAGUUACUGUAUGAACUGUAUUACAGGCUGCUGGGAUCAGGAUGAUCAGAAGAGAGUCUACAGCUGUCCUCAGUGCAGACAGACCUUCACUCCAAGACCUGUUUUAGGUAAAAACACCAUGAUGGCUGAAGUGGUGGAGAAACUCAAGAAGACAAAACUACAAGCUGCUCGUCCUGCUCAAUGUUACACUGAAUCUGGAGAUGUGGAGUGUGACAUCUGUACUGGGGUCAAAAACAAAGCCAUCAAGUCCUGUCUGGUGUGUCUGUACUCUUACUGUCAGACUCAUUUUGAACAACAUGAGAAUCUCUUCAGAGAUAAGAGACACAAUCUGAUGGACGCCACUGGACGACUGCAGGAGAUGAUCUGCCCUCAACAUGAGAAACUACUGGAGAUUUUCUGUCGCACUGAUCAGAACUGUAUAUGUUAUCUGUGUACAAUGGAUGAACACAAAAACCACGACACUGUAUCAGCUGCAGCAGAGAGGACUGAGAAACAGGUAUGA